CACGCUCCGCUCCAUUCGGUUCGAUUCCAACACACUGCUACAAUGGCAUCCCAAGCCAGCACAACAAACAAAGAUGGCGAGAUCAUCGACGGGGACGGGGACAACGGCAUCCUCCUGCAGCAAACGCUAAUGAGCCACGACGAGUGCUUCGUCUACAAGGUCCCUCCGCUGGCGGUAGCCAGCGGUGGAUACAAGGCGAACGAUUGGAACCUAGCAAAUCCGUUGCAAACGUGUGGCUUUCGGGUGGAACGCCGGAACAACCAACUGUUUUUGUUGUUCACCCUAGAGAACCACACGAAACUCUUUUGCUUGUGCAAAAUCKAGGGGAACGACGCUCGUUUGUCGAUCGAACCCGUGACGGACUCGUCGAGGUACUUUGUCUGCAAGAUCGUAAGCAACAGCAACAACAGCGCGCAAAAACAACCCCGCACUAUGACCCUCGGGUUCGGGUUCCGGGAGCGAGACAUCGCUCUGGACCUCCUGGGGAGCCUCCAGCAAUUCAAGCAAUCCAUCGAGAGGGAACUGAAGGCCAAGGAACUUGCUUCCAAGACGAAGGCCAUCAAGGUUCUGAAGGACGGAGAGAAGAUGCACAUUAGCAUUCCUGGCAAGACCUCGUCCGGUGGGAGGAAGAGCAAGAGUAGCAGCAGCGGUGGUGGUGGUAACAGAAACGGGGGCGGGCCCUUUUUGCUCAGGAAMCCMCCCCCGGGCGCCGAACAAGCCACGGCAUCGGCGCAACCUCCCCGGCCGCAGGCCGCACCUCUCGGUGGCACUCCCCGAAACGACGAAUACAACAACCGGCGAUUCAGCAUGACCGACAUGGAGUGUCCGCUCAAGGAAAUGACCAUUUCCACGGAUAACGACGACGGGGACAACAAUUCCGAGGUUGCCGUCGGGAAUCGUAGCACGGCUGGCGACUUGGACUACUACAGCACCGACGACGACGGAGAGGCAAACGAUCGAGGAGAGGGUGCGGAAGGACCCGGAACYGAGGGCGCCAAGAGCAAGAUUGAGGACGGGGACGACGGCUUUCAAGAAUCGGUGGGUGCGGUGGGCGGUGGAGCCAGCACCGUUGAUGACACCGACGACGACGAUGAUGUCGGACACGAACACGAAAACGACGACGACAGCUUUCAGUUCAGUGAUUUGAACCUCGACGAUCUCGACGACGACGACGACGACAACGAUGGCAGUGGCAAGGGCGCCACAGAAAAUAGGAACAACAACCCGAAUGAUGACGACGACGACGACGACGACGACGACGAUUUUGGUGAUUUCCAAGGAGCAUAGAAUAGCGCGGCGCAGUGCAAUGCGACCAACAAACAAGUACGACGCAAUGUAUUUGUUGUGUUGUGUCGUGUUGUGUCGUGUGGUGCCGCGCUGCCGUAGGCUACAAAAAUCGACUGCAGCAAUACCAGUCUGGCGCUGUCGUUGAAUCUACGGCGUUUGCAACGAGCAGUUUCCAGAACCCAAUCACCAAACUAUAACAACUAAAGCAUUGAUGAGAUUUCGUUGGUUCACAGAGUGGCGGAUAGUACGUACUUGAUUGCACGGGCUGCUUUUGAAUGGAUGCAAUUUGUCUCUAACGAAAUGACGAAYACUAGUAUUGCCACAGAAAAAAGUAGCUUGCAAUAAUUUUUGAAUUGAAUG
Pseudo-nitzschia multistriata is the source of this 1647-nucleotide messenger RNA. NCBI's taxonomy places the organism in Eukaryota, Bacillariophyta, Bacillariophyceae, Bacillariales, Bacillariaceae. The record is from the annotation of a GenBank genome assembly.